Messenger RNA from Saccostrea echinata, 3499 nucleotides. Its product is annotated as Krueppel-like factor 8. The record is from RefSeq and is a predicted model, not a curated record. The transcript has 7 exons. The coding region runs from base 215 to 1417 and encodes 400 amino acids. Gene Ontology annotation, molecular function: RNA polymerase II cis-regulatory region sequence-specific DNA binding; DNA-binding transcription factor activity, RNA polymerase II-specific. Gene Ontology annotation, biological process: regulation of transcription by RNA polymerase II. Lineage: Eukaryota; Metazoa; Mollusca; Bivalvia; Ostreida; Ostreidae.
GAAUGUUUAUACUGCGGAGUUUAGCAGGAAAUUGUUUGUAUGUAAGGUCACCAUGUCAGUCAGCAGUUGGGUGUAGCCUGGGAGUGGCUAGUGGGAGGUGCUUCCAACAGCUGUUGUAAUGUAUAUGCAGAGGGAGGAAGAUUAUUUCUCACAACGGCUGGUGCUGAUGCAGUCUGGAUUCUUGUAAUAAGUUUGAGCUCUCCCCAGAAUUCUCAUGGUGUGGCACUUUGUGAAGAUGUCGGCCAUGACAGAUGAUGGUGCACCAAUGGUACAGCAAUUCAAACAUACAGAAGAUUCAGACAUUAGUUCCUCGAAGUCUCCAUACGGGUCAUCCGAAGGUUCUCCACCAAGAUUAGACGACGAAGAUUCCAACGAUGAACCACCUUUUAAGUGUGUUAAAACUGAGCCAAGCAGUGUUCUGUACCGUGAUUCUCCCAUGCCAAUAAGCACUCAGAUACCGUGUGGUUUUCAGUUCAAACUUGAAAAUCCUAGUCCAGAGAGACAGUCUCUGUCAGAUUUGAGCCCGAAUUCUUUGGACUCUUCUGUUUCAUCCAAUGGGAGCCUAAUUCCUCAGACCCCUUCACCUAACUCUCCCGUCAUCGGAGAGGAGGGCAUCAGUGCUUUUACAAAAACUGUCCCCAAAACAUCAGAACAAAAACUUGCACUGAUCAAACUAAGUCAGAUUAAGAGUGCAUUCAAUUAUAGAUCUCCCAAUAAACCCACAUCUAUUGGACAAAUGUUUGCUCUGAAAAAACGAAUAAAACAAGCCCAACUGAAUGGGGAUGUCAACCUGACUGCUAACUCGCCAUCCCCCCUCACAGACGGAGAGAUGGUGAACCGACUGUUAUCUAAGGACGGGACAAAAAAUGGAGCCAAGCCUGUACAGACAGAACCUGUUGAUUUGUCGGUGAACAAGAAGUCACCUGAUCACCCUGGUAGCCACCAUAUAGACCUUAACUGUGUAAAAAAAGAGGAGGACAUGAUGAUGUCAGCGGACACAGUGAAAAUCGGGUCAGCCGCGCUCUUGUCACUGCAGCGUAUCAAAGAGGCCUCAAAUAAGUUUAAAAUGAUGGGCUCCCCGAGUUCACCAAGACCUGACAGUCAACCGUUUCCUAUGGCAGCUGCUUGUGACGCAUUUAUAGACCGAGAAAAGAAGAGGCGGGUUCACAGGUGUGACUUCGAAGGCUGUAACAAAGUUUACACAAAGAGCUCACAUCUAAAAGCUCAUAGAAGGACACACACAGGAGAGAAACCAUAUGUAUGUACAUGGGAAGGCUGCACAUGGCGGUUUGCAAGAUCAGACGAACUGACCCGUCAUUUCCGCAAACACACUGGUGACAAACCAUUCAAAUGUAAUGUUUGUGAGAGGGCCUUCUCCAGGUCAGAUCACCUGUCACUGCACAUGAAGAGACAUUGAUUUGUCAUGAUUCAUUUUUAAAAGCUUACCAUUUGAUUUCUGUCAGCAGAAGUCACUGCAGCCCAGUUUUUAAAAAAAUGAUGGACCAAUGAAAUGCCAUCCUUUCAGUUACUGCUGAUUACCUUCCUGUUGGUGAUUAGUUGCCAUGGCAGUGGUUCCUACCAGAGACACCUUAGCUAGGUACAUAAUACCUAGGAUUACUGUGCAGCAAUAUGUCAUUAUUGCUUAGUCACAAAAACUAUAUACACUUCACUUGGUGCAUAAAAACUGCUUUAUGUAGAAAACUGUAGCCAUUUACAUGUACAAAAAAUGGACGCCUAAGAAUACAGGGUAUCCCACACCAUACAAAAAGCGUUCAUACCAUGCACAUCCACCAGAGCAAUAAAGAAGUAUUCAGAUAAUGGAUUUGACAUUAAUGGUGUGUCAUGGGUUUUGCUUUUGUUUGCAGACUUGGCUUAGGCAUGAAUACCUCUGCUGGCAAGAGGCUAUGCAUGCAGUGACACUUAGAUCAUUACAAUACUAUGGAUACUUGUACUUCAUCUUCAUAGAUUUUUUUUUGGUCAUGAACUGUUUUUAUUAUCACUUGAAUGAAUUUUUAUGUCAUUUGAAAGCAGCUUUGUGAGAGAAAAUGAUUAUAGGCAUGCAUCUGUAGUAUAACUAUUUAUCAUGUUUAGAUUGUGAAGGUUACAAAAAAAAUCCCCUGAUACUGUUGUCAGUAUUGUAGAUACCGGUAGAUGAAUUGAUACUUUUUCUCUGAAUGAUGAUGUCAGUGAAUUGUUUGCUUGGCUGUUGAAUGAAUUGUUUUUAUCUCAGCCAGUCAAACGAAUUGAACCUUAUCUUAUGUCAAUAAGAGUCAUGGCCCAUGCAAAGACUUUGCAUUGGAAAAAAUGCAGAUGAAUUUUCUUUCUGAGCUCAUGGGAAAAGCAAUAUUAGUAAAUAAACUAUUUUUGAUGUCUUUGGAAAAAUUCUUUUUGAAUUUGUUAUAAAUAUACAACAGAGUGCAACAUUCAAGCAAUAAUAUAAAAUGUUUUAGAAAGGUUUAUAUGCGUUGUUUCAUUUUUAGAGAGAUUUAUUAUGUGAGAUAGCUAGUAACAAUUUUGAGUGGCAUGAAAAAAAAAUCACUGCUGAGAUAAUAUAUAUAUAUUUGUUAGUUUUCUUUUCUUUCAUGCAGAAAAGAAUUAGUUUUUCCUCAGAGCAAUAAAAUUUGUUACAUUGUUGCCAAAUAUGUAUUAUUAUUAUUUUUUGCUUUGUUUGAAGAAAUCUGCUGACACAAAUAGUAUUUUCAAAAUGUCCGCGUCUUUGACGGUGCUAGAUGCCUAAGACUCAGACAAUGUUGUAUGGAUGUAGAAAUUACAAUUCUAAGCAGAGAGUUCUUUAUUUACUGAAUGUUCAGUACAAAAUUGUGAUUUUACAAUACUUGAAAUUUAUCAGAUCUUCAUUAAAAAAAGUUUCAUUUUCUCAAAUAUUGUUUAAAAAAGAAAAUAAAAAUUUGGUGCAAAAAUUGCCAGCUUGAAUCACUGCAUACUGAGGGGAAGUUACUGCAUUGUUUUUGUUUUUUUUUUUUGCUCUUUAAAAAAUCUGUGAUGUUAAUUUUAAUGGUAGUUGAAUAAUGACUGUAUUUCUUAUUAUAUGAUAGCACCCCCCCCCCUCCCCAAUUUUUCAAUUCAUUUGAUAAAAACAAGAAAUAAAACAUAUUCUAUUACUUUCCCAAUUUGCAGGAUUUAAGCAUUGGAAUGUUUUUUUGUUGUUUUUUUUAAAACAUAAUUGCUUUUUAAGAGUUGAAAAUUUUAACUGUACGAAAGUUUUAUUUUGUAGCUGCGAAAUUACUCUUGAGCAGAUAACUAUAGCUGGGACCAAUUUGGGAUGCUACUUCCCAAAUGAUUUUUUUUAGACAGAGGGUCAUUAUGUGUUCAUACAUUGAUAGAGAUUGCUAUAUAUUUUUCAUUCCUUUUCCCCCUUAUGUUCAUGUACUAUAUUUCAUCAUGCUUCAGUGUUGUAAAUAUGUGUAACCCAUGUUGUAAUUCUGUCAAAAUCUAUCAAAUUACAGUUGUAAAUUAAUUUAUUAAAAUGUGAUGAAAUUUA